UAAAUAGCAUUGUAUCACAAUAGAAAAUAUCUUAAUAGACAUUUCAUACGCUUUGUAAAAGUAAAUAUACAAUGAACAUGUGGAAACAUAUGUUAGUAGUAUAUUUCGGGAAAUGGUUGAUUUUAGUAAAUGAGUAGUUGGGGCUGAGAUAACCGGAGUUGCAAAGCAAUGAUGUCAUAGUUUCGGCGUGCGCCGUGGGAGAGCAUAUGGGCCCGUGCGCGCCGCCGAGAGGAAGCGCCGCUUUGUGCGAGCAGGAGGCGCUGCAGCUGGCGGAAGAGGAGGUCGCCCAGUCCAGUGUCUCCCGCGGAUGCACAGGAGCUGACAGGGAAGAGAGGACGAGCGAGAAGGGGGGGAGGAAGACGGUCUCGGUGUAACAGAGGGUUCUUGCAAUGGCUGCGAAGUCGGACGGGGUGUUGAAAAUGAAAAAGAGCGACGUGGCGUUUACUCCUCUGCAAAACUCGGAUCACUCGGGCUCCGUGCAGGGACUGGCUCCCGGAUCGCAGCCGGACUCCGGCACGGGAGAGGGGGACUUUAUGAACGGGGAGUCGCGCUGCUGCGGCUCCUCCUCGACGUGUCUCCGUCUCAAUAGAGAGCAGAAGAAGUACACGGUGUGGGACUGCCUCUGGAUCAUCGCAGCCGUGGCCGUAUAUUUCGCGGAUGUGGGAACGGACGUUUGGCUUUCAGUCGACUAUUAUCUCCGCGGAGAUUACUGGUGGUUCGGGCUCACGUUGUUUUUCGUCGUGCUCGGCUCCUUUUCAGUUCAGGUCUUCAGUUUCCGAUGGUUCGUCCACGAUUUCAGCACCGAGGACAGCGCCGGCGCUGGCGCGCCUGCCGGAUGCUCGCAGAUGGACGGCAAGCUGAUCAGCGGAUCUGCGUCGCACGGAGAUAUGGGCGGCCAGCCGUGCACCCCUCAGAGGCAGGCGUCCUCUGCGAGCAAGAGCAACACCACGACCAACAGCUGCAACAGCAGCACCGCAACCCGGACUAACAAGGGAAGGUCAACGUCCUGCUCUUUCUGCAUUUGGCUUGUGCAGUCAGUCAUUCACAUCCUGCAGCUCGGCCAGAUCUGGAGGUACCUCCACACCAUCUACCUGGGCGUGCAGAGCCGCCGCGGGCCCGAGCACGAGCGCUGGCUCUUCCACUGGAGGAUGGUGUACGAGUACGCCGAUGUCAGCAUGCUCCAUCUGCUGGCCACCUUCCUGGAGAGCGCCCCCCAGCUGGUCCUCCAGCUCUGCAUCAUCAUCCAGACCCACAAGCUGCAGGCCAUUCAAGGCAUGACAGCGGCUGCCUCCCUGGUGUCCCUGGCCUGGGCCCUGGCCUCCUACCAGAAGGCCCUGAGGGACUCCCGGGAAGACAAGCGGCCCAUGAGCUACCUGGCUGUGGUCAUCCAGUUCUGCUGGCACUUCUUCACCAUCGCGGCGCGCGUCAUCACCUUCGCCCUCUUCGCCUCCGUAUUCCAGCUCUACUUUGGCGUCUUCAUCGUGCUGCACUGGUGCAUCAUGACCUUCUGGAUUGUCCACUGCGAGACCGAGUUCUGCGUCACCAAGUGGGAGGAGAUCGUCUUCGACAUGGUUGUGGGCAUUGUCUACAUCUUCAGCUGGUUCAACGUCAAGGAGGGCCGCACGCGCUACCGGCUCUUCGUCUACUACCUGGUGGUGCUGCUGGAGAACGCCGCGCUGAGCACUCUCUGGUACCUCUACCGACUGCCCUCCACCACUGACGCCUUUGCCAUUCCUGCCCUUUGUGUCAUCUUCAGCAGCUUCCUCACCGGCGUGCUCUUCAUGCUCAUGUACUACACCUUCUUCCACCCCAACGGGCCGCGAUUUGGCCGCUCGGUCAGCUGCACGCUGGACGACCCCAGCACUCCUUUCGUUUUGCCACAAGAGGGCGCCACCAACUCGCUGCGGUCCAACCGCGGGGGAGGUGCCAGCAGCGGCGGCACGAUUGAGAGGGACCCCAGGCACUCGGAGAGGGACGGCGGCAUUGUCCCCGUGUUCCAGGUGAGACCCGUAGUGCCGUCCACACCCUCGUCCCGUGCCCCGCGGGUCGAUGAGCCGGUCAUCCGCAUCGACCUGUGCCGGAACCGGUACCCGGCCUGGGAGCAGCACGUUCUGGACCGCAGCAUCCGGCGCGCCGUGUUGUCUCUGGAGGGCUCGCCUGUGCCGCCGCGGCUGCAGUACAAGGACGACGCGCUGGUGCACGAGCGGCUGGAGUACGAGACCACGCUGUAGCUGGUGGCACCGCGUUGUCCCUCCACCGCGUUGUCCCUCCGCCGGAGCACGUCACAGGGCUCUGUCACCCGGCCCCAACAGCGGGACUGUGGCAAUAACGUACCAGCUCCCUGUCUCCACGGCAGCAAACCGUCAUGUCGUCAGGGACAGAAAACGCGCCACAUCACUAACUAGUCAGUUUAAGGACCUAUCCGGCGUAUUUUUUUAAACAGCAAUUUCUUUCUAUCUUCUAAUUUUCGUUUGGUACUUUUUUUAUGUCUGUCAGGGAAUCCCCCCCCCCCUUUUUUUAGCCAAGAUGCUCACCUCUCGCCCACCCCCACCCAUAUGCACCCCCCAUCUCUCUGCCUCUAGCUGACUUACCUGAUCACCAGCCCCUUACUGACUGACCAAGCCCUGCAGAAGCCCCUUAGUGGGGCCUGACUAAUGGCCAUGCGUUUUCUGGUAGGAUCCGCGGGGUGAGCUCUCACACACCCCACGUCCAUCAUCUCCGUCCAUCAAACUGUCCAUGUGCAACGCAUCUAAAAAUAGUUUAAAAAAAAAAAAAGUUGGAUAAUUCUAUGCGGCCAAAAUUAAGCUUCAAUAUACUAUUUGGUGAAAAACGUAGCCAGGAAAUAUAUAUUGUUCACCCAUGUGAUGUCAUCAAAAUCGACACACUGCUGUUCACGUCACUCACUGAUUUUCAGGUCGGGGACCUUAAUUUGUUUUUUCUCACUGACUCGUUGUAGUGCCAAAAGGUCUGAUGCUGGCAGGUUCUAUAGAACCUGAACUUGAACACUAAGGCAAGACCAGAUCUUUGUUUACUUGAAUUAAAAGAAGAGAAGAAAUCGUGAAAAAACAUAAAAAAUUGGAGGUUGGGGUGGUGGGGCAGGACUCUGGUGUUGAUUGACGCAGGCCAGGAGCCAAUCUCUUGGCAGGGUUCAUCGUACAGUGCACCCUCAUUGGUGGAAUGUUUGUGUGCUGGGAAUGACGAAGGAGAGAGGGAGUAGAAAAUAACUGGAAGUUACAAGAAGACCCAGCGACCACAAUCCAGCAGCCACAGUGGUGAAGCCACGUGUUAAUCCAGUGAAUGUUACACUUGUGUUCUCGGGUUUGAACUGGCCCUCUCUGCUCCUACUCCACGGACUGAGGUUGCUGUCCCACCAUUAGGGACGGUGUCCUGAAGGUCACUUCCAGUCAACAGGUGACAUCAUUCUCUUUUUCGGACAGCGAGAUGAUAAAGGAGCUCCGUCCGUGACCUUGGGGAGGGACAGUCCCUAAGAGUAGCUUAGGGUGCUUCAAGUUUGCGUCAAACCAACCCACCGGGCUUUGACGUAGAACCACACAAUAGCGGGACACAUAACCGGCAGCAGCCUCGUCCUCCUAGUCACAGUCAACAGUGAAAAGGAAAGGCGAAAAAAGGGUAAGGUUCUGUCUGAGGAGCUGACUCCUAGGAAGGGUAUUGACAUCCAGCUGCACCACUGAUACACACCGCUCAUCCAGCUGCAACACUGAUACACACUGCUCAUCCAGCUGCAACACUGAUACACACUGCUCAUCCAGCUGCAACACUGAUACACACUGCUCAUCCAGCUGCAACACUGAUACACACUGCUCAUACAGCUGCACCACUGAUACACACCGCUCAUCCAGCUGCACCAUUGAUACACACUACUCAUACAGAAACAUGGAAACGCUUCACUUUCUGUUUAGACUAAAUUUCCUUUUUUCUCCCCUUCCAGUGCAAAUGCAAUCAGUUCUGACUAAAUCUGUGAAUCUGAAAUGGGCUGUAUGGCGUUUUGAUGUUCUAUACCACUGAGACCACACACACAUCUACUGCUCCUUUCCAUAGAGUACUCAAUAGUAAACUUGUUUAAAUUCAUAUGGAAUAAUUACUUUUUAUUUUUUGGCUUGAGAUGCUGUUUCCAGUUUUACAUUCUAUAGAUAUUAUGAACAAUGUUGGGAUCCAGUGUUUAAUUCAGAUGAAUCUGAAAUAUAAAGUUACAGAUAUGGACGGCGUUGAUUACAAUUGUUUUCAUUUUGUUUAAUUGUGUGUAAAGCACAUCGCUUUACAAUGCUGUUUUAGAAACACCAUAUGACACCACCCCCAAAGAAGUCUUUUUACCCAAAAAAAAAUAUUCAGGAUUUCCCUUCUGCGAAGAAUUGAUGUUCCGAUCACAGAGCAAGCUGGCCUGCAAAAUAGACAUUCAAGCACUUAAAUCCUCAUAAUGUUCUAAGCAAAGGCGUAGGAUUAGUUACAACAUUUGUAGGGUCCAAAACCGCUUCUAACCUCCGCCCCCCCCUAAACACACAUGGUGUUCUCACAAUAUUUAUUAGGACAUGCCCCUACCGUACAUACCCAUAUAUACGUCCUUGGGUAACGCCCAGCAGUUCAUCUUAAGUCUAAACUGGCUUUGAACCGGAGAUUUUCGAGCACAUCUGAUAAGGCGUGGCUGCUUUGCUUAUUAGGGUCUGUUCGGUGAGGCUUUCGGGCGCCGCACGCCGCACCGGAGCCUGGACUGCGCAGCACACAGCGCCCGCUGUCUGUAACCGAAACUUACGUUACUUAUUCAGUACAGAUAACAUACCUCUCUGCUCAUCGCAAAAAGAAAGCGAGCGACUGACAUGCUGGCACCAACACCCCGACUCCGCAAUGAAUCGCAGGUCUGCAAUGGGCUGUUUAUGAAAAGCACCAGCUGACCGAUAAUGCACGUGAAAUACUUCAGGGAGACGUGAAGAUGGAUCCCGUUUUCUUUUAAUCACAGUAUUGUCGCAUUUGGUGCUGGAUUAAAAUAGGAUGUAACGCGGGGAACGGGGGAUUAAUAUUAGGCACAUUUGCACGUCAGCACACACACAUACAGACGGCGGUUCAUGCUUUCUGGUGUUGCACACAGCAGGUAUCCCGCAGGCUGGUCAGAUCCAUUUUCCCCCGAAAACCGGUUUAACACGGAACAUUUGCCCAUACGAUCGCCCGAAAAUGCUGACAUUUUUGCUGGGGUGGGUUUUAAGGGGACGCGCCGGAUAAGCAGGCGAAAGGGGCGGGUCCGUGGUUUCUGUAAUUUAUCUGAACGAAUUAUCUGCGUGUGCUAUUAGUUUUAAUUUGCUCUCUUCUAAUAUUAGAUGCAAACUGUGUGAAUAUACAUAGCUGUGAUGCAAAUAUUCUUUUUCUAAGCAAAAUACGAUGUACAUCAGUUAAGCUUGGGCGUAAGCACAAACGAAUAAUAUAGUAAUUAGAACACGUUUAGCAUCAUAUGAUUAAAUGGUUCCGCUUUUACAUGACCAUCUUAUCCUAGCAAUUUGUGAAUGCGAAUGUGUGCAGCAUAAAAUAAAUGUUCCUUUUAUUUAUUUCACUCCAUCGACCAUUCACCUGAUGUUAUAGCUAACAGAGGGUCCAGUAUAAUAUCAGAUGUCUGAUUCCGUCUGGGCGUCAUUUUGCAAGAAGGGACCAAUUGCAGCGCAGCAAGUGCGGGCGUACUAACUGCGGGGGCGCGCCUCACACGACGGCGGCGCGCCCAACAGGCUAGCGUGGAGUAGAAAAGAAAAAAAAACAGAAAGUCAGCACGCGCGGUCAGUUUUGAUUGGCUGCCUGAUUUAUUCCCGGCAGGCUCGUGCGCGUCACGCGUGGGAAUGUUGGUGCAUGAUGGUGGUGCCGUGCCAGCACCCCCCCACCACUAAAUGAUAGACGAUGAUAAAGCAUGUGGCUGCUUGAUGUCUGCAAGGGGUUACCGAUGUAAUCGAUGGAUUACAUUUUAAUCAUGUUUCGUUAUUUAAUGUGCCUCUCAGCACUGCGCGUCUGCCCACGGCGCAUCUGGGGUGCACAGGCGUCUCCACGCAGCUGUAGCGUGGAAUGCUGCACUAGUAAAACUACUUAGAAACACUAUAUAUUUAUUUUUUAUUUAUUUAUUUGGGGGGGGGGUGGCUGUUUUGUGUUUUUAUCAUGUUUUGCAUUGCUUUUCCUGGAAGAGUUUAAAACAACACUACCACACAUCAAACUACCUCAGCUUGCACAAUGAACAGGAUACUUUCUUCACAAUUCCCAACCACCUAUCCAUUUUCUGUAACAGCUUAUCCUAAGCGGGGGUGGGGGGGGGCAAUAACCAAUCACAGGGCACAUUCACACCUAUAGACAAUUUGGUAACUCCAGUUAACCUCAGUAUGCUUUUGGACUGUGGGGGGGAAACCAGAAUGCAGAGGAAACCCCACAAUGACAUGGACACACAAUGAGUCAUGGCAGAGACUCAAACACUGGUCCCAGUAGUAUGAUGCACCAGUGCUAACCACUGCACCAUCCCACUGCCACAAUUCCCAUCUGCUCAGUUAAUUGCACUGAUAUACCCCAGUAACAGAGUAGCCAAGAAUUCAAAUGGCAAAGCAUCGCUAAGAUCAUGGUGCAUCAAAAAUGCAAAAUAUGGAAAUAUGUGCUUGACAACAGAACUUGGCUUGGCUAGGAUAGAUCAGUCAUGUUGUCAUAAUUAAAAAUGCUUGCAUUAGAUUAAUUUGCCUUAAAACAUUUUGUCACGUUCAGUUGUUUUCCAUUCUCAUAAUAUCUUUUGUAAAAAACGUAGCCGUGAUAUUAACUAUGAUCCAUUCCCACCCUAAAAAACAGUUACUGAGAGAUAGCGUAGCAUGCCACAAGGUUCAUUACACGAUAUUAUCCUCCAGUACAGUUUUAGUCCAGCCACAAUUUUGUGUUUCCCUAAUUCAAUUUUAGCAAAUAUGCAAACUUGUUUUUCUUGCAAACGGAUUCCUGUAACUUUAAAUCUUUUGAAAUGUACGACGACCCAGUGUUUGACUUUAGGUCAAGUGAUAAGUACAACCUCCUUUAAGUACUUAGACUGUCGGUGUUCUGUAGUACACUGGGAUGUCUCAGAUUUAACCAGGAAAUUACAAAUAUAAACUGCACCUGAGACCUCUCAACACUAUUACUGAAAUGUCUCUGGAGGGUUGCACCGUUCUUCUUGAUUUUAGCUUGUAGGAUAAUGAAAGACAUGGGAAAAUCAAACGCAAAUCAGAUUAUAUAUAUGAAUAUUACUUAUUGGUAUGCAAGUCUGACAAAAGAGCUGUGAAUGCCAUUGAUACCUUAUGCUAUGCCCCCCCCUCGAAAACAUACACAAAUAAACACACACCAUGAUCAUCAGUAGGCCUAGUUCAAGCACAGUGACUGUUGAACAGGGAGAACACAAUGUUACGAUUGUUCAAAGUGUAAACAAGAUGUACAAAUAUUCUUGCUAUUUUCUUUGCAAUAGAAAAUUGCAGUAGUGACUGACAGAAAUUUCUAACUGUACAUAAAUGUAUGCAAAUUUCCAUGUUAAGAGAACAAUAAUGGUUCUGAAAGGUGUGCAAAUAUGCUCAAGGUAAAGAUUUAACUAGUGUGAUGUAUGUGAUGUAUCAUACAAAUCUUGUCUAUUUUUUAUUUCUCUUUUUUUGAGUACUUUGCAUUGUGUGCUGGAAGUUAAAUGCAGUUAAUCGGUCAUUUAAUUUUUACUGUAAAAUCAAUCCUAAAACCACAAGGAAGUAAACUAUUACGAUUUUGUAUAGAUUGGAUUUUUUGUAAAUUUUUAUUUGAUCUUAUUGCAACACAAGGUACCAAAUUAAUUUAAUAAAGUACACUGUGGUCA
Molecule: messenger RNA, 7825 nt
Organism: Paramormyrops kingsleyae
Lineage: Eukaryota; Metazoa; Chordata; Actinopteri; Osteoglossiformes; Mormyridae
Gene: xkr4
Product: XK related 4
Biological process (GO): engulfment of apoptotic cell; apoptotic process involved in development; phosphatidylserine exposure on apoptotic cell surface
Cellular component (GO): plasma membrane
Source: RefSeq, a predicted model, not a curated record